AUGACAUAUUCAACUGGCUUUGGCCCAAUUUCUGUAACUGUUGGUGAUUUUAAUAACGACAACCGACUAGAUAUCGUCGUUAGUAAUUGGAAGGACAACACUACAAGUGUCCUUCUCGGAUAUGGGAAUGGCUCUUUUGCAAAUCAAACAACAUAUGCAACUGGUGCUUCACCAAGAUCUGUAGCUGUUGGUGAUUUUAAUAACGACAGCCGACUCGAUAUCAUCGUCUCUAACUAUGAUGACAAUACUAUAAGUAUCCUUCUCGGAUAUGGCAAUGGCUCUUUUAAAAAUCAAAUGACAUAUUCAACUGGCUCGAAGCCAUGCUUUGCAGCUGUGGAUGAUUUUAACAACGACAGCCGACUGGAUAUUGUCGUUGCUAAUUGUGAUGGUAACACUAUAAGUGUCCUUCUUGGCUAUGGUAAUGAUUCUUUUGCAAAUCAAACGACAUAUUCAACUGGCCUUGGUCCAUAUUCUCUAGCAGUUGGUGAUUUUAAUAAUGACACCCGACUGGAUAUCGUCGUUGUUAAUAGGAAGAAUAACACUAUAAGUGUACUUCUCGGAUAUGGUAAUGGUUUUUUUACAAAUCAAAUUACCUAUUCAACUGGCUUUACUCCUUCAUGUGUAGUCGUUAGUGAUUUCAAUGCCGACAACCAACUGGAUAUCGUUGUAGCUGAUGCGAAUGGGAAAAGUGUUACUGUACAUCUCGGAUAUCCCAACGAAGGUUUUCUAAAACAAAUGAGUCUUAUAACUGGAAAUGGAUCUCGACCUAGGUCGUUCACCAAUGGGGAUUUUAAUAAUGACGGUCAAAUAGAUAUUGCAGUUGUGAAUUCAGGCACUAACAACAUCGGUGUUUUUCUAGGAUAUGUCAAUGGUUCUUUCGCAAAUCAAAUGACAUAUUCAACUGAUUCCUCUCCAUGUGCAAUAGCUGCUGGUGAUUUCAACAACGAUACCAUACUUGACAUUGUUGUCGUGAAUCGUGACAAUGACACUAUUGAAGUAUUUCUUGGAUACGUGUUACUAAUACUUCUUUUAACUUAUCUUUUGUAUUUAUCUCUUGAUUUAUAUGCUCAUAAAAAACAUAUUUAA
Molecule: messenger RNA, 1086 nt
Organism: Rotaria sordida
Lineage: Eukaryota; Metazoa; Rotifera; Eurotatoria; Philodinida; Philodinidae
Source: the annotation of a GenBank genome assembly